Auanema sp. JU1783 is the source of this 942-nucleotide messenger RNA. NCBI's taxonomy places the organism in Eukaryota, Metazoa, Nematoda, Chromadorea, Rhabditida, Rhabditidae. The record is from the annotation of a GenBank genome assembly.
AUGUCGAACAUAAUUGUUAGCUUUACCACUGUCGCAACGACUGUCUUCAUCUUGGGAGCCAUCGGAAUGGUUGGCUACUUGGUCAAUGACAUCAACAACUUCUAUGAUGAUGCCAUGUCUGAUCUUAACGAAUUCAAGUUGUUCGCUAAUAACGCUUGGACCAACAUGAUCGAUUCCAAUGGCGUAUCCGUCAGACACGAACGUUCUGUAUUCAACAGAAAAGCCAAGAGACAAUCUUCUUGCAACUGUGGACGUCAACCAAAUAACUGCCCACCAGGACCAGCUGGACCCCCAGGACAACCAGGAGACCGUGGAGAGGAUGGUUACCCAGGACAAGACGGACAGCCAGGACAACCAGGAUCUUCUGUACCAGGUGGUCCAAACCCAGGAGAAUGUAUUGUCUGCCCUGCCGGAGCACCCGGUCCACAAGGACCAGACGGACCAGCUGGACCAGCCGGACAAGACGGACAACCAGGAAACUCAGGAGGAUCUGGACAAGAUGGACAACCUGGACCACCAGGACCACAAGGAGAUGCUGGAUACCCAGGAGAGCCUGGACAAGAUGGAGCUCCAGGACAACCAGGACAACCAGGCACUCGCUCUGUUGGCAGACCAGGACCCGCAGGACCACAAGGACCAGCUGGAACACCAGGAUACGAUGGAAACCCAGGUAGCCCAGCUGGGCCAGGACAACAAGGAGCUCCAGGACCAGCUGGACCCGACGGAAAUGACGGACAACCUGGCCAAGAUGGACAACCAGGAGCUCCAGGAGAGGCUGGACAACCAGGUGGAGAUGCCGCUUACUGCCCAUGCCCAUCACGUGGAGGACCCGUCCCAACCCCAAUCCGUGACGCUCCAGUUCAUGUUGAAGGAAGCAGCACUGGAUACAGAAGACGUGUUGCCAAGAAAGUUCUUCGUCACAGACAUGCUAAGGCUGCCUAA